UGAAUUAGAAUAAAACAUGGCAUCACCCAACGGAGAAUUAAAUCCGGAUCCCGCGCCAACUGAAAGAGAGUCCUUCACACUCACAACAUGUGAAGAAGAACAGAGUAAAGAAUCUGUGAGGGCCAAAAAAUCCGACAGCCCUGAUAAAUCACCCCCUAAGAGUGAUAAACCAUCUGUGUUUAGAAGUAAGAAGACUUGGAAGGAAUUGCGACAGAGGGAGCCAUCUAUGGAGUCUUCUCACACGAAGUUUUACAAGAAAGAUAGGAUUGACAAGGAGUAUAAACAAGUGACGAGGAAGCAGUAUCUGAGCAUCUCGGAUUCCAUGUCAGGGUCAUCAGAUACCUUCCAGUGUCUGCAUGGCCCAGAAGGAAAGGAGUACACAGAAAAGGCAUUGCUGAAGAGGAAUAUAGUUAAGAAUUUAGACCCUAUUCGUCUUGAUCCGAAAUUGCGUGAAGAAUGCCCCUCGACCUUCAAAUGGGAGAUGGCGGAGAAACUGGCCUACAUGGUGCAGAGUCCGACUGUAGUUGUUCAGAUGGAGCGCUUGAAGUCACAUCUUAGAGACUUCGCCAAGACCAGCAGUGAGGGAUAUCGAGUUGACACACUGAAGAGUUUCUGCAUCAUAAUAGACUACCUGAUGGAAGAAGGAUACCAUAAUCCCACCCUAAAAGAGGAACGCACCAUGCUGCUCGAGAAUUUGAAGAAACCCAUUAUCCUUACAGCUUCGGCUGACGUUUGGAAGUAUUUUGAAAUGAUCAUGGAUUUUUUGGGCUACAUAGGCUACCUCCUAAUAAAGAUUGAAGACGACAAGCUCUUCGACGUGGUCUCCAAAGCCAUUAUAUGGCACCUAUCCGCCCCGGACGAUCUCCGGGGGCCCGGGACGGUAGCUCUGCGGUAUUCUUUGCUUGCGGGGGCCCCGGUGCUACGGGAGACCACGGUCAGAAUGCUCGCUGUGGCUUCUUCACAUAGAUUCCCGACCUUCUUGGAGAUUGCUUUGUUGCUGGCCUGUGAUACUGUUGAGAAUUGCAUAGAAAUGAUGAAAGAAAAUAUAAUAGAAAACAUUUUCUAUCGGUUCAAUCCCUACUUUCCUGAAAAGGAUCUGCCAAAUUACGAUAUUAAUCCUUGGGAUUGUCAGGACCCUAACCUUAAAUUAGGAGACAGCAGUGUCAACAUGACGACGACGCUGUCACUUCUACUAGUCCUCGUGAAAACUACCAAACAAUAUCUGGAUGAAAAUCCUAGCUUUAGAAAGGUGUUGCCUUAUCCUGACUGUUAUGCUCAAAGGUGUUUCAUAUGGGCAUACCGUUACGAAUGUCGCACGCGGGAACAUCGCCACGAGCGAACUACGCUGACAGUCAUAGCGGCUGUGCUGACCAAGUGCUUCGGAGAUAAACUGCGUCUGUUCUCUUCUAUUUUGAUGCCAGACGUGAUGUCACUAUCAGUCCUGACGGAGCUACCUCCGAGAGACGACUGGACGGCCACUAUCAACUUCAACACCUUCCAACAAGAUGUUCAGUUCAAGAAAGUACUCAUUUACUUCGUCGUAGAUCUCCUUAAAGCGUUCCCUUAUAAUAAAUUCAUGGUAGUAUCCCAGCACUGGUUGCUAGGCAUCAUGUACUUGCUAGACCCUGGACUCUGCAGCCUCAGGUCGCGGUGGUCACCGCCACUGUUCGCAGAGUUGCGCAAAACUGCUCUCCAAGCCCUGGUUUGCACAAUACCGUUGUGUGAUCGAAAGUUGGUGAAGCAGUAUGGAUUGAUUAGAAGGUUAAUGUGGUACAUCGAAUGGUAUUCAGAGAAGCCGUACGAGCUCCCCGUGUUGUACUGGUGCGUGCGUCUACUGCAGGUAGCCACGCUGCACAGCCGCGACCCUGAGAGGCGGGUCGUCAUGCAGGACCUCUUCAAUACGCAUGGCAUUAUUAUAUUGAUACACCUCUGUUACACCCUCAUGGAACAGAAACUCCCCCCAGUAGAGAGAAGUCAGGCUGUCAUAGCGCUUGCCUUACGGUUGCUGACCAGCGGGGUGAUAGCUAACAAGAAGGUCUCUUGCUGCGUGUACCCGAAUAUCAAGUGGCCUAAAUCUGCGAAUGCCUUAGCUAAGAAGAUGUUGGAAGUCGUGCUGUAUUCGCUGGAUAAGCACUUUAUUGUUAGUGACAGAUGGUUAAUAUCGCUUUUGAACUUCAUUUGGGAGGCAAUCGUCUGGAGGCCAGAGUAUCGAGCGCAGUUUGUUGCUAACGAUGGUAUUUACAAACUACUGGACAUGAUUACGAUGACCCGGCCCCCAGUCCAGUGUAUCGCACUAGCACUGGUCUGCGACAUCACCCGCGCCGGCGACGCGGUCGGUCAGCUUGUGUCAUGGCGAGCGCAUCUUGGUGCUUCCAACGCGAAUCCUACUGUGGUGAAGCGUGGUGCUACAAUAGCGAGCCUUUUAGCCGCAGUGUUCCGCGAGAGCUGUCGGUCCUCAGGAGUGAAAUUGAACGAGUAUGGAGUCAUACAAGACUUGGAAUGUCCCAUCGUCUCGCUGGAGGCUCGAAACGCCGUCGGUAAGAUCGACGAACUGAUGCGCUCUCACUCCACACCCGAGUGUCCUGCAGCCGCCGAUAUGGCUGGCUCUUGUAUGCCGAAGGCUUUUGCAAUAUUACACAUGCUGUCGGAAGAUUUGGAACACAGAGUUGCUCUGGCCGAUGAGGCGUACAAUCUAUAUGAGAACAUCAAAUUGGCCAUGGAGGACGAGGUGAUUUUAGUCCUCGUUUCCCACUAUCUUACGUUGAAACUAGCCGAAGUUUGGCGGGAGACCAAACUCCAGAGUGUCGAAAUAUUUGCCAAGGAUGACAUACUUCUCGACGACUUUUUAGCUGUUGGCAGAGGUUGGGCCAAAGAAAUAAAACGACAGCAAGAAGAUGUCUUCGCGCGAGAUAAGAAAAAGGAACGCGAAGAAGAAUGUUCUCUCUAUUCCUUCCUCGGGCGCAUUCGGCUGAACAUAGCGCUCGACGCGUUACGCGCCGUGCGUUGCGUAUCGCGUUCUACGGACCGACACCGCGUAACGCACGCCUUGAUACACGACGCAGUGUUCGCUCAUCAUCGGCGUAGCGUGUUCGCGAAGAAAACUAAUACUUCGCUGUUAAGGACUUUUAAUCCGCCUUUGGAUGAUCAGAAUAUAACUGGACAGAACGUGAAGAUAAGAAGCAUACAUCCCCCGAACGUUCCGAAAGCUCUCGUCCACGGCUCUUCAACUGGGUCACAGGCUAGCGAAUAGACCGUGUAAUGAAUAAUAGACCAGUCUUUAUGAUGCGUCAGUUUUUCAAGAGGAGUACUAAUUUACAUUAUUUUAUCAUCACGUUUUUAUAGGUUGACCUAUAAUGUUAAUGUAUAAUGGGAUUUAAGGUAGCUAAUUUAACUAUCUUCCAAGGAUCGUAGCUUCAGGUGGCAGCUGUAUGUAGCUGUACGAGCCGGAAGAUACAAAUUGUAACUUCAUGAUGGAACAUCGUAUCAUAGAUGUUUUGGAACUACUUAGAAUAAUCUUGUAGUGAACUUUGAUCACAAUUAGCGUGCAUUUAUAAAAGCGUAUUUUUCUACUACUAAUUCAUUUGAG
Messenger RNA from Helicoverpa armigera (cotton bollworm), 3586 nucleotides. RefSeq lists its product as uncharacterized. Gene Ontology annotation, cellular component: non-motile cilium; sperm midpiece. The record is from RefSeq and is a predicted model, not a curated record. Gene Ontology annotation, biological process: positive regulation of flagellated sperm motility. The coding region runs from base 17 to 3250 and encodes 1077 amino acids. The transcript is spliced from 20 exons. NCBI's taxonomy places the organism in Eukaryota, Metazoa, Arthropoda, Insecta, Lepidoptera, Noctuidae.